This is a messenger RNA of Leptopilina heterotoma, 2021 nucleotides long. RefSeq lists its product as uncharacterized. Gene Ontology annotation, molecular function: nucleic acid binding. The record is from RefSeq and is a predicted model, not a curated record. The coding region runs from base 262 to 1599 and encodes 445 amino acids. Gene Ontology annotation, biological process: DNA integration. The transcript has 2 exons. Lineage: Eukaryota; Metazoa; Arthropoda; Insecta; Hymenoptera; Figitidae.
UGGACCGACCUGAUUGAAAAAGGAAUAGGAAAAUUGGCCUCCAAGAUUCCAAGCAGUGCAAGGAGAUCAUGAGGAAUCAUCAAGGGUCCAAGUGUUGACUCACAAGAUCAAUGAACCCUGGAAUUUGUGGAAUCGUUAUUCAUCAGUGAAGAUGCUCGUUCGAGUGCUGGCGUGGUGGAUCCGAUUUGUCAAAGAGAAAGAAAAAGGGAACGAGUAGCAGGGGAAUUAUCCAUAGAUGAACUACGAUCAGCGGAGUUGAUCAUGAUCAAAAAUUUGCAACGAGAAAAAUUUCCUGAGGAAGUAAGGGCUCUCUCCUUGAACAAGCCAGUACCGAAAAGUUCCAAGGUCGCGCGCCUGAGCCCUGUGAUGAAGGAUGGUGUCCUGAGAGUGGGGGGUCGACUGCAACAUGCUGACAUUGACAAAAACCAAAUGCAUCCCAUCCUUAUCCCUAAACUGCAUCCUGUGACUGCCUUAUUGAUUCGUGAUGCCCAUAUUAAUAUGAAACAUGUAGGAAUCAAUGCGACAUUGUAUAAUCUACGACAAAAUUAUUGGAUCGUCGACGUUAGAGUAGCAGUUAGUCAGGUGGUGACGUCUUGCGUGACGUGUCGUCGAGUAAAGCCUAAAGAAGUAGCAUAUGUUAUGGGGAAUCUCCCUAAGGUGAGAGUUUCUGCUGCGAGACCGUUUGAGAGGGUGGGGGUGGAUUAUUGCGGUCAUUUCUUUAUUAAGGAAAAAAGAAGUCGAAAUAGAGCAAAAUUAAAGGUGUACGCCGCGGUGUUUGUUUGCAUGGCCACUAAAGCGUUCCACAUUAAGUUAGUGGAAAAUUUGACAACCGAAGCGUUCCUCGGAUGUUUGCGCAGAUUUUUUGCGAGGCGUGGAAAAGCAAAGGCCUUGUAUUCGGAUAACGGUACGAACUUUGUGGGCGCAAAUAAUGACCUUAAGGACCUUCACGAUUUUUUAAACUUAGAAAAGGGAAAUGUAAAAAUUCAGCGAGAAUUAUCUAACGAAUUAAUCGAAUGGAAUUUUAAUCUUCCCCGAACCCCGCACUUCGGCGGACUGUGGGAAGCUGCGGUGAAGGCCUUAAAGCAUCAUUUGAGACGAGUUGUUGGCGAUACAUUGUUAUCGUAUGAAAAUUUGAACACACUUAUGUGCGAAAUUGAGGCGUUGUUAAAUUCGCGCCCAUUGACACCAAUGUCUUCGGACUCCGCGGAUUUAAAUGUGUUGACCCCGGGACAUUUUUUAAUUGGACAAUCUCUGUUAACAAUUCCUUCUACUGACCUUUCCACGGUACCUAUCAAUCGUUUGAGUGUGUGGCAACACAUUCAAAAAAUCAAAGGAGAUCUGUGGAAACGUUGGACGAAGGAAUAUCUUAGCGAACUAAAUUCAAAAAGUAAAUGGAUUGCGGGAGAAGAAAAUAUAAAGGUGGGAACGUUGGUCACAAUAAGGGAUGAUAAUAGUCCACCGAUGCGUUGGUGCAUGGGCCGAAUCGUGGAAACAAUUCCAGGCGACGAUGGAAUUGUGAGAGUUGUAAAGGUUCGAACUGUGAAUGGAAUAAUCGAGAGAGGAGUGAAACGAAUUGCACCACUUCCUGUUGAAAAUUAAUUGUGAAUUAAAAAUGUUGACCUGUCAAAGGGGGGAGGAUGUGUGAUUUGAUCAUGAAAAUAUGUGAGCCUGACAACUGAGGACCUCUACAUUUAAUUUUGUAAAUUUUCGCACUUUUCGUGGACAAGGUGAAAGACUAAAUUUUCCGGAGAAUGAGUCAGUUGAUCGUUGACGAUAAAAUAGUAAACACGUAUUCUUAUGUAAUUGAAAGUAUAUUUAAAGUAAUUUUUAUUAAAUGUGACAAUGUUAACCAGCAAAUGUGUUUACGUUUUUUUUCAUACCCUAAUUAACGCGUCUAAGUUUUUUUGCUUUUAAAAACAAUUUUUUCAUUAUCAAAAUUCGAAGACGCGUUUCAACAGCUGCGAUUCAAGGUUUCAUUUGAAACCAAAAAGAAAAAUAUUGCACCUCUUGUUUUUCUUUUA